Messenger RNA from Caenorhabditis sp. 36 PRJEB53466, 2820 nucleotides. Lineage: Eukaryota; Metazoa; Nematoda; Chromadorea; Rhabditida; Rhabditidae. The record is from the annotation of a GenBank genome assembly.
AUGGUCCCGAAGUAUUGGAAGAAAUACUGUAUGCCUCAAAGAAAUGAGGAUGUUUUCAAUCUUUUAAACUUUUAGCAGAAAGGCCGGAUACCCGGAAGAUAUGAAUUUCGAUAUUCAAACGUAUUACGAUGACACAGAGACUAUGCGUAUUUUUCGAGUUGCUGCAUCUGUUCUAGGUAGAAUUGAUUUCAUUUAUUCUUGGUCGUAUCCGAUUAUUUGCGCAGGUCUAUCAGUGGAUGAUAUGUGGGAGAUGUACGGAGAGUUUCUGAUCACGCAUGCUUGCGAAACCGGAUGGCAGAAAAUGUUAUUCUGUAUGGCCAACAAUCUUCAGGUAUUCGGAAUACAUUAUAAUCACAAUAGUGUUCUUUACACAGGAGUUCCUCGACAAUUUGAACAGCAUGCACUAUUUCAUUGAUCAAAUCGCUUUCAAGUCAGAAAUGAAGGGUCCAACUUUCCAAUGCGAACCAUUCGGAGAAUCCGGGUUGAAACUUCACUAUUUUUCGUUCAGACAGGGUCUUUUUCCGAUUGUCAAGGGGCUGGUCCGCAAGACUGCCAGAACGCUUUUCGAGAUGGAUGUCAAGGUAUCAAAGGGAAAGUUUCCACAUGAUUAUUUUCUUCUCUAGGUCAGUAUGUUAGAGCGAAAUCAGGAGCGUCGUAAGUCUGGGAUGGUGGAGCAUGUCAUCUUUUCCGUGGAGCCCGAUGACAACCAUCGGAAGGGAAAACGUCUCUUCCAUAAGUUCAGAAACACCAAAUCAACGGAGCCAGGAGCAAAUUUGCUGGUGAUUUCAUUUCUAGUUGCCAUUAACAUUAACUGAUAUUGUAGCCAACCACAAUGCUGGUGGGAUUGCGGGACUUCAAGAACAUCUUCCCCUACCACGUUUGCUUCAACAAACAGAUGGUCAUCGAGCACAUCGGUUAGUGAUUUCGGCGUGUUUUCCGCAUGCUUACCUCGCGUGUCUGCUUUCUGCAUUUCAUAUUCCGCAUUCAUUUUGACGUCAAAUGGGUGCCUACGCAUUAAUGAUUAGUUGAAAGAAAGUGAGAUGAAGAAAUAUAUAUGAGACAACUUUUAGGUAUCUACUUGCUCCGGGAGUAUGGCCUUGAGAACAAAAAGACGCUGAAAGUCAGUGAUCUCAUGCAGUUGGUACAGCCUUCUGACAUUCAGGUAUCCGAGGAGGAUAUUAACGGAAACAAUUUAAAGAUUUCAGUUGACCUACAAAAACGUUCUCAGUUAUCUGAACACUUUGUUUAUUUUCCAACUGAAACAUCACAGCAAACGUAAUGAAGUCCAGGAGGGAAGCAGCGAGGCAUUCCAGCAGCCACUGGUUCUCAAGGGAGAGAUGAUGCCUCUCAACGAUGGAAAUUCUAUAAUUUUCAUCUGUUCUCCUCAUGUCACAACUGUGAGCCGACCAUUUUCCAAUUAGGUCAGCACUGUACCCUUCAGGUCCGUGAUAUUCUCAACCUGAAGCUCUACAUCUCGGAUAUGCCAAUGCACGAUGCAACUAGAGAUCUGGUCAUGUUAAAUCAAUCAAGAAUCUGCCAGAUGGAGUUGAAGUGAGCGGGUUUUCAGGUCAACUCGGAAUAUGUGGAAUGUUUAGCAAAAAAUUGGAGGAGACUAUGAAGAAGAUGAAGAAAAUGACGGAGGAGCUAGAGAUCAAAAAGGGACAGACGGACCGAUUGCUUUUCGAAUUCGUACCGCCCGUUAUUGCUGAGGCAUUAAGAGCAGCCAAACCUGUGCCAGCUCGUAAGAAUUACCCCUAUAUCUCACUCCACUCUCCGUUUAAUUUCAGAAGAGUUCUCGGACUGCUCCGUGAUUUUUACUGAUAUUCCCGAUUUUUUCACAAUCAGUGUCAACUGUACACCCAAAGAGAUUAUCGGGGUGGUAACCGAUCUCUUCCAUCGUUUCGAUCGUAUCAUAGAGAAGCACAAGGGGUACAAAGUGCUUUCCCUAAUGGACAGUUAUCUGAUAGUCGGCGGAGUGCCCAACGCCAACCAAUAUCACUGCGAAGACAGUCUCAAUCUUGCCCUGGGUCUUUUGUUCGAAGCCCGUCAGGUUCAAGUUCCAAAGUUGGAGCAGACCGUACGGCUGAGAAUUGGUGUUCAUUGUGGUCCAGUUGUGGCUGGAAUCGUCAGUCAGCAAAAGCCAAGGUUUUCAAAAUAGCGUUUAUAUACACGACAAGAAAUGCCUUCAGGUUCUGCGUUCUUGGGAACACAGUCAACAUCACAAAAACUAUUUGCUCGCACAGUAUUCCAGGAAAGGCGUUGGUUAGUAACGCAGUGAGAACGUGAGUAACACAUUUUUUCUUCUUUUCUCAAUCAAAUGUUUGUUUUCUUCAGAAUGGUGACCAAAAAUCUAAAAAGUAUCUUUGUGUUCAAUGCGAAUGGUUACCUUGAGCUAGCAAAUGGAAAAAUGUUGACUCAUUUCCUUGAAAAGAACGAAAAGAGCAGUGUUUGGGACAUUGUUGAUAGGGAUAAAGGUCUUGGCGAAUAUCUAUGUUUCUAAUUGUACAUAUCUAACAGUUCCAGCUACAAAUGACAGCAUCGAUGGAUAUCGGGAGCUUCACUCCGAUGAUGGAACCACCGAAUGGCAAGAAGCAACAGCGGCUGCCUAUCGUGUCAUUUCAGUAAGUUUCAUUUAAAGUUUCGAACUCACAAAUUGGUAUUUAGGUGGUCAAUGCUCUCGACAAUAAACCGAGCCGAACAAAAAAGGCAUUGACUAGACUCCGAUCGGUCAAACGGAAGUUCCGAACAAUUCAGAGCAAUGACAGUGGAGUCUCUAUCAGUGAGCCCAAUGUGGAGAGCACUGUAUGUUCGAUCAUGUAG